Molecule: messenger RNA, 963 nt
Organism: Miscanthus lutarioriparius
Lineage: Eukaryota; Viridiplantae; Streptophyta; Magnoliopsida; Poales; Poaceae
Source: the annotation of a GenBank genome assembly
AUGGCCCGCAAGAGCAAGAAGGGCGGCGUGAGCAGGAAGCCGCCCCGCCCCGCGGGGUGUGCGGCGCCGCCGCCGACCAACGCGGACUGGGAGGACGCCGCCGUCGCCUUCCGGAAGGAGGCCGAGUCCGCGAUCCGCGCCCGGUCCCACGACGACGGCUGCGCCGCGGCGGCGGCGGCGGCCCGCCUCGCGGAGCGCCACCCGGCGUCGCCCCUGGCGCACCACAUCCUGGGCUACGCGCGCGCCUCGAUCGCGCUCACGGGCGACGCGGCUCUCCCUGUUGGCCUUGUGGACAAGGUCAUCAACUUUGCGAGGAGGAGGUCCAAGAAACCAUUGCCAUAUUGCAUUCCUUCCUGUGUCACCUCAUUGGACUCCAUGGAAAUUCAGAGACUCGAUAAACCAUUGGACCAGCUUUAUAAUCAUUUAUCCAGAGGCUGGGAAUUCGUGAGGAUUUUGGGUGAUGAAGGGAAGAACGAGGGAGGUCGUUCUGAUAUCAUAUCUCUGGUUCAAGAUGGGAGCUUAUUAUCUUUGGACGCUGAGAAUGUUGCUUCAUCAAGAAAAAAGGAUGGUUCUUGCGAGGAGGAUGCGCUGUUUAGAUGGCUGUUAAAUUCUCUGGAAGAGGUUGCGAUGCCAUGGGCCAGCUUGAGGCAGAAGUGUGUCCAUCAUGGAAACGAAGUCCUGGAAAAGAUAUAUGGAAUAUCAGAUUUAUUGCUGAGACAAUUUGAUAUGAAGUGUGCUGCAAAGAAGAAAAAUCAUAGGGGUUAUUCCCUUACAGAGGUCCUUACUUUGCAUGUUAAUGGAGUACGUCUUCAAGUACAAGGUAACAUUAGGCAGGUCAAGAGCAUACAGUUCAUGCAGCUGCCGAACCUGAAACUUGUCGACAAGAGCACCGUGCAAGUGGAGUUCGACAAGAAGGAUGACAAGGGGUUUGUGAAGGAAGCACUAGAGAGGCUUUAUGGUUGA